Messenger RNA from Phlebotomus argentipes, 612 nucleotides. RefSeq names its product NADH dehydrogenase [ubiquinone] 1 beta subcomplex subunit 4 (gene ND-B15). NCBI's taxonomy places the organism in Eukaryota, Metazoa, Arthropoda, Insecta, Diptera, Psychodidae. The transcript is spliced from 2 exons. The record is from RefSeq and is a predicted model, not a curated record. The coding region runs from base 212 to 562 and encodes 116 amino acids. Gene Ontology annotation, cellular component: mitochondrion.
CACGCCCAGAGUUCAAUGGGAAUUUUGGAGAAUUCCUGGAGGAGUUUGAGAUAAAAUGAGUCACAUGUGACUGUACUCAGACUGAGUACAAUUAUUAUCAGUGUAAAAAAAACACGGAAAGAAAAUAGAAAAUAAAGUGAAGUUGGCUGCAUUCGACCAGCUGUUUCCGGAGUUGGAAGUUUUUUCGGUUUUUCGCGUAGAGCCAGGAAAAAUGGCGUCGGGGCAGUGCGAUUUGGAUGCAAAAACACGGGAAAGACUGCUGGAGAGGCAGAAAUUCCGAUUGGCGAUGCGAGAGGAGUACCUGAAGCAGGCGACAAAUCCACACAGGGUUGCCGGCGGUGGCUCAGUCUUUGACCAGGGACUCCAGAGAUUCGCAGCCGCUCGGGUGACGCAGUACGAUCACUUCAAGCCCAACUUCAAGACGACGCGAAAGGGCUUCUUCCUGGUGGUGCUACCGAUCUUCUUUACUGCCUGGCUGUUCAAGUCGGACCGUGACCGCAAGGAGCACCAAUAUCGCACUGGGCAGGUGUCCUACCGCGACCGCCAAUUCAAAUUCGUUUAAAUUAUAGAUCAGUGUAUUAGAGUGCCUAGUAAAUGUUCACUUCUCCUCAA